GUGGAAAAGUGGAAAAGUUACUAAAAUUCUCUCCGUUUCGUGAAAUUGUGGUCCUUUUAUCUAUGUUUCUUGCGUUUGGCCCCUAACCAGGGCGGAACGUGCAGCCGGAUUCCAUUUUGCGCGGCUUCUGUUGGCAGCAACAUUCGGGAAUCGCCGAUUCACCUUGGCGCCCCGUGUGUCCCCCGAAAUAUAUCUGCGAGCGUGGUGGCCCUCGGCAAUAAUCGGCAAUCGAAGAAAAUGAGUGUUUUGUGAGAAAAAGGAUCGUCAAUCAGUGUUUGCCCGUUUUCCACGCAGCGGCGGCCGCCACACCGAACGCAGUCCAAAUCCAAAGGGGUCUUGAUGUAGCAGUUUGGAAGACACGGAUAGGGUUGAGUAGAACGACUGUCCCCAGCAAUAGCAUCGACGGUGGGGUUGAUGAAUCACGACAAUACACAUCGACAGCGGUCAGAGCACAAUGCAAAGCUUGGAAACAGCAUCAUGUCCAGAAGCCGAUUUCUUGCUAAAUGAUGCGUAUUGUAAGCUGAGGAAGUCUCCGUCUCGGCAAUCUUCGCUGCUCAUAGACGCUCCGCCGCAGUAUCCCAACCUGCCUAGCCCUCUACUUAACGACAGUACCCCACUGUUCAACACCUCCUCCUCGGUUGGCAGUCCCAACGCUUCUUCGCUAUCGCCAACGUUCGCCUCUCUUAGCGCCAGCCAUUCCACAUCACCACCGGCCACACUUCUAGCCUCUCCGUCGUCACCCAAACGGAGGACACCGACCGACCCGCCGACGACGACGACGACGACGACGGCAACGGCGGCGGCGGCUGCAGCGGCAGUUGUAGGGACUGGCAACACGAGCCUUGGAUCGCAACUGCUCCUCAAAUCAAUCAGCCCGUCAGUUCCUAGCAACAAAUCCAAGCAAACGGGCACACCCAACGCUGCAGCCGUAAAUCAUCACCACCAUCAUCACUAUCACAUUCAUCACAACGAAAAGCGUGGAGCGACAGAAUCGUCCGGCUUUGGAAGUGAAACUCCAACGAAAAAACCGAAACUCUCUUCCUCUUCCGUUCCAUCAUCAUCCUCGUCGUCGUCUUCGUCCUCCGCUCCCUCCUCUUCCUCCGGUGGUCCCGACCAGCAACACCAUCAUCAUCACCACCAUCAUCAGCACCAUCACCAAAAUCGCCAUCAUCAUCAUUCCCAUCAUAACAGCAGCGGUGUAGAUAGUAGCGGAAAUGGUGCCAGUAGCAGUGUAGGUGGCGCCGGAGGUGGUGGCAAUGGAAAUGGCAACAGUGCUAGCCACAUUAACAACAACGGUGGCAACGGCGAAGGCUCCUGUUCGGGAAGCACUCCUACUCAAAGGCUUCCACACGUUGUUGGGCAAGCGGCUGGUGGAACGAAAUUCAACAUACAUGACAAACUUAGAGAAUUAUAUCUGGAUCUGUUGGUGGAGGAGAGCGGUGGUGAUAGCGAAUUGGAGAAGCUUAGUUUGAAGAGUACGUCCUUUCUGCUGGAGAAGUUGAUCAUGCGUGAGCAGCUCAACACGCUGAUCGUGAAUUUGUAUCCGGGAAACAAGGGCUAUUCGCUCGCUUUUCGGAUAGGCCCACGGGAUGACGGUAGCCGUAAUGUAAGCAAUAUAUCAAAGAGUGGUGCUGCUACGAUGGGCACCACACCACCGGCAAUGGGCACGGGCAUCGGUCCACCGUCGGAUUCGUUGUCAGGUAGCGGCGAUGCGGGCAACGAAAAUCUGCAGGAAACCAUGCGAUGGCCAUACGAGGAGGAGGAGCUGCUGGAGUGCAUCGAUCGCGAAGAGCUACCGUUGGUGCUAAUGGAUAUACUAGUGAGCAAGUGUCCCGGGUUGUUCUACGCUGGUUGCGUGAUUGCCGAGGUGCGUGACUAUCGGCCAUGGUUUCCUAUUCAUACCUGUGAUACAUUUCACGUCCUACUGAAACCAACAAAUCAGACAUUGCUGGCAGACGUGAACAAGAUGACGGCGGAUGGGGAAUGGAGUGCGGAGGAUAAGCUGGUACUCGAAAGCCAACUUGUGCUGGCCACUGCCGAACCACUCUGCCUCGAUCCGAACCCGGCGGUCGGAACUAUGGUGAUCAAUCAGCAGCACCGAAGGCAGCUCCUAAAUACUGCACCGAUACGCCGGCAGGCUAAGAAGUUUUCGCAAGUGGCCGUUAAUCGGAAGAGAAAAACCGAUCAAUUCACGCACAACUUUGGCUUGGAGCUAAGCGACUUUAUAACCAAGUACCGGGCUCGUCCACCACGACCGCAUAAUGCUCGGCGAGGAGUGGUUAGCUUCACGAUGCCGAAAAAACCUUCCGACGUGGUGCCGGUGGUGAACGUUCCUAGUCUGGAAUUCCCGGAGCUUGCUGUACCGAGCGACUUGAACGUGGAGAAGAAUGCCCGUAAAUUCGAGGCACCAAAGGAGAGUCGCGAUUGCAUACCUCAGCUGACGGAGGAGUACAUUCUCGAGACGGACCGAGUAGUGAGCCGUGGUGAUACUCGCGUAUACCACAUCAAACUGUCGAUCUUUCAACGUCCGUCCAACUCAGAAUUCCUUGGGGAGCUCUACGUGGAUCGGGACUAUCGUGUGAAUGAACGUAAUGGAGAGGCUUGCCAAUUUUCCCUAGGCACCCGAGCCCAUGCCCACCGUUAUAUACAGCAAUUUACGGAAAUCUUCACCGAGGAAGGUCGGAAAUCCGUCAAAAUAACGCAUCUGGUGCCGGGACAGGUGCCAAAGGUACUCCAUACUGCUGGCAUGAGAGAGCAAAAUGUACAGCAACAUCAGCAAUUGCAGCAACAGCAGCAACAGCAGCAGCAACAGCAACAGCAGCAACAACAGCAACAACAACAGCAGCUACAGCAGCAGCAGCAACAACAACAAUUGAUAUCACCUUCCCAGCAGCAACACAACCAACAACAACAGCAACAGCAACAGUUGCAGCAUCAACAGCAGCAAACCCUAGUACAGCAGCAAAUUUCCCAGAUACAACAACGAUUACAGUCGAAUUCGACUCAGGCCUUGCUCACACGUUUACAACCAACCAAUCCUGCUCUGGCCACGCAGAUUGCCUCGAUUGCAACGGGUAGCGGCUCGAACAUAACCCUUAACGCAACCCAUCCUAAUUCGCUGCCAGGGAAUCAAUCUCAGCAACCGCAGACACUGUCAUCGCCAUCUCAGUCGGCAUUGGCUCAUCAGCAAAUACUUACCGCCGCUGCAACGGGUGCUAAUAUUCUCAGUAUAGGCACGACGACCGCCGUGGCAGCACAGGCACAAACCGCGCCGAACGCACAACAGCAGCAACCACCAAUUCAACCGUCGCCACAGGGGCAAAUCCACACUCAACAACAACAUUUGCUGGUAUCUUCUGGGCAGCAGCAACCCCAACAACAGCAACAGCUGUUUGCCGCUACUAACGCUUGUGACGGAAGCAGUGGAACCUCUGUGGUGAGCACCGGUAACUCUCUCGCUGGUACGGUACCGACAGCCCAAGGAACCACGAUCACGCUGCAGUCGCAGCCGGCUCAACAUGGCCAGCACAUCCAACAACCGCAGCAGCAAACGCUUAGCCUUAGCAACGGAUCACUUCUACUCGUUCAACCAUCAGGUCAGAUAUCGAACCUAACGAUGACAACCAAUGCCGCCGGACAGCAGCAGUUGGUGGCCAGCAAUGCUACUACCGGUAGUACGGUAGGAAAUGCGAACGGGGCGCAAGGCUUCACAUUUGCUUCUGGAGGACAAACGGCCACCAUCAUCAAUCAAGCUGGUGGCCGAACAAUCGGUAAUACUGUUCCACUGCUGGUAAGGCUAGACAACAGCAAGGUUACACGAGACGCGUCCGGUACUCUCAUCUCUACGCUUACGCAACAGGCCCCAUCUGGCCAGGUGCAGCUGCAGGCUCAGCAAAGUGCUGUAUCACAGCUAGCUCAACAACAGCAGCAACAGCAACAACAGCAACAGCAGCAACAAAUACAAGGACAGCAACAACAACAACAACAACAGUUACAAGGACAGCCUCAGCUUCAACUGCAAUCACAGCAGGCUCAAAACCAAGCAGGCCCAAUCCAUACGACCAAUCCGGAAAUCAAAGCCAUUGCCAUCAGCAUCAUGAAUUCGGCGAAUCAAUUUACCAACCGGCAACAGCAACAACAGCAGCAACAGUCGAGUACUAAAUCAAGCAGCAAUGCCGCAAUACUCAGUCUACUAAACAGUGCUCCGGCUGCCAUGACCAAUUCACCGGUGUUAAGUAGCAACCUUACGCUUCCGGCCGGCAAGUCAGUCAGCGAUUUGCAACAUCAUCAGCACCAGAACCAACAGCAGCAGCAGCAGCAGCAACACACGGUUCACCACCACCAAACAGUAGGAGGUGGAACAACGACAACAAUUAGUGGAAAUGCUGCUGCCGCGCUGUUCAAUAGCGUCGGAGGGCGUAAAAUAAGUAUCCAGCAGGCACAGGCGAGCGGUCAAAACCGAAUACUGAACCAUGCCAAUCUCAUUACGGUCAGCAGUGCCGUCGGUGGUGGUUCCAACAAUCAAACACAACUGAUCAACAUACAACCGAGUGAUCUGCAGUCAGGCCAUACGACGGUCCAAUCGCUAGCAUCACAGCAGCAACAAUCGCAGCAACAGCAACCACAGCAACAGCAAUCGCAGCAGUCCGCGCAAGCAGGCAAUAUUCGGGUCACAAUGUCGGCACUCGCCACCCAGUUAGCGUCUCCUCCUGCAAUACUGACCACCUCGAACCUGCCCCAAAGCUUCAACGUCGUUGCGGCGGCUGCAGCUGCAGCUGCUGCUUCGUCUUCCUCUUCGGGUGGCAACGGGUCGGUAGGCAGUAGUGGGCCCAGUGGCACUUUUCAGACCACCGGAACAGGGACGACCAAUAAGUUGAUCAUCAACAGUGCGAAUCAUCAGCGGGUACUCAACAUAAAUACCAGCAGCGGAACCAACCCUUCAAUGGCAGCGGUCGUAGCCGGCACACUGGGUGGAACAAUAAGACGUAUGCGCGAUGCUGGCAAUGUGGGGGGGAAUGCUGGCGAAGGAAUACAGCUACAGAUUCAGGGGCUGGCUGCUAACCCCUCUGGAACCAAUACAUCGGUUGUCGGAAACAUAAACAACCGAUCGCUCGUAGCUGAUCAGCUGCAAAUACAGAAUAUUGCCUCCCCAGGCAGCGAUCACUCGAAUGCAUCCUCCACGUCCCUGGCGAGUAACAGCAACGGCGGUGCGGGGGGUGUGACAAAUGUCGGCCUGAAUGGUGGCAACAAUGGCAGCAAUAUUAUCUUCAACACCAUGUCCGGUUUAAGCGCACUGCUUUCCAAUAGUUCGGCUUCAUCGAUGGUAUCCGGCGCGCCUACUCAAUCAAUCUCCAUUGGCAACGAUGGAACAACGGCAGUGGUUGGUCUAAGCCCAGCGAGCAGCAACAGUAGCAAUGGUGCCGGUGGUGGCCUAGCAGGCAGUGGCGGUGCAGCAGUCCUCGGCGGUGGCAGUAAUAAUAACACUAACUCAGCAUUAAUCGAAAGACUGACUUCAUCUAGUAGCAUAAACCUUACCAAUAGUAGUAACCUACCGUCAACGAGCCCUGGGUUGCAGUUCACCAUACCGUCGCCGAAAACACCACAGCAGCAGUCACAAUCUUCGCAAGCCCAUUUGCAAAUACAAUCACCUGCCAGCUCGAUAUCGCCCCUUUCUAGUCCACCGCCACAGGUUACCAUCCUACCGUCGCCGCAAUCACAGCAGCAGCAGCAGCAACAACAACAGUCACAACAGCAAACGCAACAGUCUCAAAACCACACGCAAGUGACUACUGGUACCCAGCAACAGCCUACUACGGUCAAUCUGCAGGGAUUAAACUUUACCAGCCUUCACGGUGCGAUGGCGUCAAUUCCGGGACUGCAAAACGUUCAGGUUCAAAUCCCCGGACUUCCACAGCCGAUUUCCCUGGCACUAUCGUCUACGCCGUCAGGAGCGACGACGGGUGUGUUGAAUAACUCGGGGAACAACAGCGCAGGCCAGACGACUAGCCUACUUGUGUCCGUUCCUGUAACCAACACCACACAGGCUUCUAUGAACACCAUCAAUGCCGGUGCUAACAAUACCAUUCUGUCUGGUAACUCGCAAACGACACAAACGGUCGUUUUGACGAACCCACAAACAAGUGGCUCCAGUAUACUCACUUUACCCAUUGGUAGGUCUUUUGGUGUGUGGCAAAUUUGGUUUGGCGAUUGGCAAAUUCACUCACAUCAUUUUCUUCUUCUUCGCACAGCUCAAUUUGUUACGUCCGGCGGCAUGAAAGGACUUGGUCAGCAAAGCAUACGAACCGGCGGACCACUAACGGUGAAUGCGGGACAACCGGGUCAACAGAUACAGCUGCUGAACAUCAGUCAACGGCCUCGGCCGGGUCAGCUGCCGGUAGCCGUCAGUGGCGCAGGGACGUCGCCCAUUAUGACCAAGCAGCUGGCCGCCCGCGUUGCCCAACACCGCCAACAGAUGGCCACCGCUGGCGGGUCUACGCUUAAGAUAUCUACACCCAUUUCCGGUUCCCAUCACGGUGGCCAACUGAGUAAUGCUCUUAACGUCACUCAAAACGCCACACCUAACCAGCUCGUCAUGGCCACGAAGCAACUGCAGUUGAAAAUUCAACAACAACAACAACAACAGCAACAUCAUCAACUGCAGCAACAACAGCAGCAGCAACAAAUUAUAACCGGAACCAGUAACCAAUCAACGAUUGUCGGCAGCAAUGCCACGCAAAUCCACAUCCAACAACCGCAGCAGAUACUAACGCAACAGGUAUCGCAGCAAGCGCAAGCACAGGCGACUCAGCAAAUCAAUAUCAUCAGCAAUAGCGUGGUGACACCUCUUUCCCUGUCGAGCCCGGUUGCUGUAGCAACGGCCAAUACACCGCAGCAAACGCACCAGAACAUUGGGUCGCUGGCGGCACCGGUCGCAGCAGCUUCUUCUGCAGGCAAGCAUAGAAAACGAUCUGCGGCGGAUCUUAAUAAGUAGAUGUAAAAGUGUUCAAGCAUGCCCACUCUGGAAUGGACAACACAUCCCCUCGCUGGUGCCAAUCACACGGGGGGGAAGCGAGCAUCGCUACUAAUGUUACUAUCAUUACUAUCACACCUUCUUUUUCUUCUUCAAUGUUAUCAUUAGCCGCCGUGACAGUGAACCAUAACGUAACAGAAUAGUUUGAAAGUGUAGGUCUGUCCUUUUUUGGCCCGAAGGCUGACGCACAAAGUGUUUGAGAACCGUUUCUCUUAAAGUUCUGGAGGUUAAAGUUAUUCAAAAUAACUGCUAAAUCCCGCUAAUGCCGCUCGAAACGAUUGCCAGCAGAGAGAAAGAGAGAGAGAGAGAGAGAGAGAGAGAGUGAUGGUCCGGUUAGUUCGCUUGAAGGGUUGUACUUCAUUGAAGCAACCACUGUUGAAACCCAUAACCCCGGGAGAAACAGGUAGUGUGCGAACGGAAAUGGGUUUUAAAGAGGUGUACAGUAGAGUAAAGCUACCGGUAUUGAGCAAACCAUUCGAUAGUACCUUUUGUUUUUUAUUAAGAAUUUUAGUGAAUAAAAACUCUAUGCGUACAUGUAUAUGCACGACUUUGCGUACGUAGUUUUGUGAGAGGUUCGAUCUGACUGGUUACUUUUCCGUGGGUUUUUUCUUCUAAUUGUUUUACCUAAAACCAAAGCCCUUUAGCUUGAGUCCAUGUUUUACCGGUUUAAUAUGCAAAAUUAGGAAUUUGUAAAUUUGUGUUAACCCCUAACAAACAGUGCGGACGCGGAGUUACGGUUACGGUCGUUAAAAUGGAAAAAUGGAAGGAAAACACGAGCGCAUCAUCCAUACGGUUUAGGUGCAUAAAACAAUAGAAUAGUUCGUCUAAAAUGCAAUUGGCAAGCUUUAUGAUGGUUCAGCACAACACAAAGGGAUGUUGAAUGUAAAGAUACCUUAACGAAGUGGUUUGGCCGUCUUCGAACAUUCAGCUAGUCUGCUGGUAGCGAUAGUAGAAACCUACCGCACGGUCGGUCCAAGCAAGCCGCGCGGAACAGCUGGUAAUGCAAGUUGGAAAGAUUGCUACGUGUCUCUUAUUUAAAUAUAGAUCGCGCGAUUAGGACAUGCAGAAUAUACAUGUUGAUAUUACUAUAGUAGGUACGAGUUGCUGUGGAAUCUUGCUACCCGAAACCACCAGAACAUAAAGUCCUUGCAUCGAAAGAGAACAGCGCGUUUCUUGCGAGACAGCGCCAACUGGGAUAAGAGACGGAAAUACUUGGAUCUUUUUAGUUAGUGACUGUGUCGGGCUGAAGAAGAAAUUCUUCAUCUGCUCCAGUAGAAAAGAAAGCCGCGUGAUGCACACGUACGUUUGCGUAUAGCUUUAAAGACAUUCUUGGGUUUCUGUAAUUCAUUGCAAACCAGCAAUUGGAUGGCCCCUUUCACCC
Molecule: messenger RNA, 8411 nt
Organism: Anopheles aquasalis
Lineage: Eukaryota; Metazoa; Arthropoda; Insecta; Diptera; Culicidae
Gene: Spt20
Product: transcription factor Spt20 homolog
Biological process (GO): regulation of transcription by RNA polymerase II
Cellular component (GO): SAGA complex
Molecular function (GO): transcription coregulator activity
Source: RefSeq, a predicted model, not a curated record